Molecule: messenger RNA, 642 nt
Organism: Helianthus annuus (common sunflower)
Lineage: Eukaryota; Viridiplantae; Streptophyta; Magnoliopsida; Asterales; Asteraceae
Product: transcription elongation factor SPT4 homolog 2
Exons: 5
Coding region: 71-418 (115 amino acids)
Biological process (GO): chromatin organization; regulation of transcription elongation by RNA polymerase II; mRNA processing
Cellular component (GO): DSIF complex; nucleus
Molecular function (GO): RNA polymerase II complex binding; zinc ion binding
Source: RefSeq, a predicted model, not a curated record
CUAAAACCCCAAACCAUCUGAAGAACUCGAAAAACAUUCGAGAAACAUCGAAACCAAAUCGAAACAACAAAUGACAACCGCUGCACAAAUUCCGACGAGUUUCGGCCACGAGCUCCGAGCAUGUCUCCGUUGCCGCCUCGUCAAAACCUACGAUCAGUUUCGUGAAUCAGGAUGUGAGAAUUGUCCGUUUUUUAAGAUGGAUGAAGAUUCUGAACGUGUUAAUGAGUGUACCACUGUUAAUUUCACUGGGAUUAUAUCUGUGAUGGAUCCUGCUAGAAGUUGGGCUGCUAGGUGGCUUCGAAUUGGCAAAUUUGUUCCAGGUUGCUACACACUGGCUGUUUCAGAAGCGCUAUCGGAGGAUCUACAGGCUUUGUGUGAGGAAGAACGGAUAACAUAUGUUCCACCUAAACGCGUUUGAGUGCUUUUAUGUAUGCACAUCGAUGUACGUGAUUUGAAGUUGUAAGCGUCUGGAAUGAAAACUUAAACCGUGCUAAACGCCUGGUUAAGGAGACUAGUACUUGUUGCUGUGCUGGAGAUUUAUUCUAUUGAACUAAUUCUUGUUCUUGUUAUUUAGAUACAAAGUCUUAGGAUAUGUAUAUUAUAAAACUCUUAUUAAGUAUGACGAAAAAACUUUGUUUAUCA